AUGGCAAUUUUGUUUCUCGCAUCGGGGUUCUCUUCAAACCCCGAAGAAAAUUCUGGUUUUUGUCAUGCACAAAACAUGCAUAAAGAUCAUGAAAAUCAUAGCAGCCCACCCACUUUCACACAGAUCAUGAUUGCCACUUCCAUCGGCAUCAUCAUUGCAGUAGCGUUGAAGUUUCAUCUUCGGAAGCUAAGGGAUCAAAAGAUCAUCCCGAAGCUACGAUCGCGGGACAAAGGCGGCCGUCACAUCGAUAAGGUCGAACGCUUCCCUCACUACGUAGCCAGGCAGAUGGGAUUCAAUGAUAGAAGAGAAUGCCCUUUGCUCUGCAAGUUGGCAGCGGAAUACAUCAGGAAAUUAGAAGGUUGUGAGGAGGAUAUAUAUACAUUCUUCUCCAGCGAACUCGAUGUCAAUUCGCUUUUCGUUAAGCUUGUGGAGGAAUUCGAGAGAUGCAUUCUUAGUUAUUUUGCAUUCCAUUGGGGGCAUGCAGAUCUUAUGAUUGCCCAGGUAUUAAGUUCUGAUGCUGAACCCAAGAGAAAGCUCAAGCAGAUUUUCAUGGCAGCAACUAGGGAACAGAGAUUUGAGAGGGUGACAAAGAAUCUGAAAGUGGCAAGAGUUUUCACUACAUUGGUGGAAGAAAUGAAAGCAAUGGGGCUUACGUCGACCGACGACUCUCAAUGUACGGAAGUGAUGGCUCCGGUGGCUCAUAGCGAUAGAAGUCCGGUGUUGCUUCUCAUGGGAGGUGGGAUGGGAGCUGGGAAGAGCACUGUGCUUAAAGACAUCCUCAAAGAACCGUUCUGGGCAGGAGCAGCAGGGAAUGCGGUCGUGAUCGAAGCCGAUGCAUUCAAAGAAUCAGAUGUUAUCUACAGAGCCCUCAGCAAACGAGGUCAUUCGGACAUGGUCCAUACAGCUGAAUUGGUGCACCAAUCAUCUACAGAUGCAGCAUCAUCCCUUCUAGUGACUGCGCUCAAUGAAGGGCGCGAUGUGAUCAUGGAUGGAACAUUGUCCUGGAUACCAUUCGUUUUGCAGACAAUAACCAUGGCCCGAUGUGUUCAUCGUCGCAGAUAUCGCAUGGGUGCCGGUUACAAGAAAAACACUGAUGGGACCAUAAUCGAGAACUAUUGGGAACAACUCGAAGAAGAACAAGUUCUGGAAGGAGGCAAAAGGAGGAAACCAUACAGAAUAGAGCUGGUUGGAGUUGUUUGUGAAGCUUAUUUAGCAGUUAUUAGAGGCAUAAGGAGAGCUAUAAUGUGUAGACGAGCCGUAAGGGUGCAUUCACAAUUGAAAUCCCACAAGAGAUUCGCAAAUGCAUUUCCAACAUAUUGCCAAUUGGUUGACAAUGCUAGACUAUAUAGCACCAAUGCCUUGGAAGGUCCACCUAAGUUGAUAGGAUGGAAAGACAAAGACAGGACGUUGCUAGUCGAUCCCGACGAGAUCGGCUGCCUAAAGAGGAUAGGCAGGCUGAAGGAAAACGCGGAUUCAAUAUACGAACUUUACAGGUAUCCUAACCCGGCUUGUCAAACCGGUUCGAUUUGGAAAGACAUUGUACUAUCACCCUCAAGAUUAAACAUUCAGCUGGAGCUGAAGUAUACCAUCCAGAGAGUGGAAAUGACGACUAAUGCGAAUUUAAACUAAUGAAUGCGUGUAAACUCACAGGAAUU
This is a messenger RNA of Hibiscus syriacus, 1655 nucleotides long. RefSeq lists its product as uncharacterized. The transcript is spliced from 9 exons. Gene Ontology annotation, molecular function: kinase activity; ATP binding. Lineage: Eukaryota; Viridiplantae; Streptophyta; Magnoliopsida; Malvales; Malvaceae. The record is from RefSeq and is a predicted model, not a curated record. The coding region runs from base 1 to 1629 and encodes 542 amino acids.